This is a messenger RNA of Nylanderia fulva, 6034 nucleotides long. RefSeq names its product chromodomain-helicase-DNA-binding protein 1 (gene Chd1). The record is from RefSeq and is a predicted model, not a curated record. Gene Ontology annotation, molecular function: ATP hydrolysis activity; histone binding; ATP-dependent chromatin remodeler activity. Lineage: Eukaryota; Metazoa; Arthropoda; Insecta; Hymenoptera; Formicidae. Gene Ontology annotation, cellular component: nucleus; chromatin. Gene Ontology annotation, biological process: nucleosome organization.
AAUUCUGUUAUAAUACUUACUAUUAGUAUCCAGACCUAGAUUGAACACCUUUUCAUACUCGUUCCUUCUAUGCGAAUAACAUUGGAAGUGGUGGUUGCAAUUAUGCAUUUGUGACAAACAGAUGCAAAAUAUUUAGACUUUGUAAAAAUUGUACUUGUAUUUAAUCUUAGAAUAAAUAAACGUGGACAAACCAGAGAUUCCUCUGCUAGACACAUGAAGAGUUCAUGAAGAAUUCUCGUGAAAUUUAAUAUUAAGAGUAUGUUAAAUAUAUUGCAAAAAGUGUGUAUUAUUAUCUCUUGUUACUCUUAAUAUUUAGGCCAAAAUUAUAUCAUACAAGUAUAAGGCAAUUCAAAAAUUUCUUUGAGACUUUGUGUUACACUUAUGUGAAGACAAAAUGGCGGACGACAGUCACAAAAUGGAUGAUGAUGAGUUGGCAGCGAUAUUUCUGCAGUAUUUCAGACUGAUUAAGGAAAUACAGAGGAUGAGCAAGAAAAUUCAACUACUUUCUUUAGCUAAAACAUUAGAAUCUGAAUCCGGAAAGGAAUCCGGAUCUGAUUCGGAGAAUGAAAGCAAAAGCGAUAGCUCCUCUUCCGGAAGCAAUAGCGGUUCAGGAUCAGGCUCAGAAAGUGACUCUAGCUCCUCGAGCGGUUCCGGUUCCGGAUCAGGCUCUGAUUCGGAAAAGUCAGAGAAGUCCGAUGCACCUGCUGCACAAAGUGAUAGCUUCCAGAGCAAAAGCUCGAAUCACAGCACAGAAACAAAGCAUAGAGUUAAACAUGAGUCUAGCCGUGAGUGGGACGAAAAUCCUGACAUAUACGGCAUCAGGAGAUCCGGGCGUUCCAGGAAGGAGCCCGACAGGCUCGCCACGAAUCGCGAGAGCGACAGCGAUAGUCGCAAAAAGUUUAAGAAGAAAGGUUCACACAAUUCUUGGAAUUCAGAGAGUUCAGAUUCUGAAUCUGACGAAAUUGAAAAUCGAAGGCCGCCUCCUAGCAAGUCCCUAAACAGACGUGCGGCGCAAAAAGCGAAAGAAAAAGCCAAGGUGCGAAAGAAGCGGAGCUCUGAAUCUUCUGAAAAUUCUUCCUUUGAUAGUGAUGACAAUAGAAGGCAAGUUACUAGACGGACUGGUACAGCAGUUAGUUAUAAAGAAGAAAGUGAAGCAGGUACUGAUAGUGAAGACUUGGUUGAAGUUGACGAAUCGAAUGCUGCGUCAACAGAACCUGAUAAUGCAGAAACUAUCGAACAAAUUUUGGGACAGAGAGUGGGCAAGAAAGGCAUUACUGGCAACGUGACGACCAUCUAUGCUGUCGAAGAAAAUGGUGAUCCCAAUCCAGAGGAUCUAAGUAAUCUAGAAACUGAAAUACAAUAUUGGAUAAAAUGGAAAGGCUGGUCUCAUAUACACAAUACAUGGGAAUCGGAGGAAUCCUUGAAAGCACAAAAAGUAAAAGGAUUGAAAAAAUUAGACAAUUUUAUCAAAAAAGAACGAAGAAUGCAACAAAUGAGAGAAUACGCUGAACUAGAGGAAUUGGAAUAUUUGGAGUGUCAAUCGGAGCUCAAGCAAGAUCUUCUGAAAAGUUACAACAAUGUUGAGAGGGUUAUUGCUGAUUAUAAGAAACCAGAUUCAGAACAUCCUGAUUAUUUUGCUAAAUGGGAAAAUCUACCAUAUGCUGAGGCCACAUGGGAAGAUGGAGCGUUGAUAGUAAAAAAAUGGCCAGAGAAAAUAAAAGAAUUUCGCGAUAGGGAAGAGUCUAAAAGAACACCAAGCAAACAUUGUAAAGUUCUUAAAUCUAGACCUAAGUUUUAUCAAUUAAACGAACAACCAUCUUAUAUGGGCAAAGAAAAAGAUCUAGUGUUGAGAGAUUAUCAAAUGGAUGGAGUUAAUUGGAUGAUUCAUUCCUGGUGUAAGGAAAAUAGUGUUAUAUUAGCCGAUGAGAUGGGUCUCGGCAAAACUAUCCAAACAAUAUGCUUCCUUUAUUAUCUUUUUCACACGCAACAACUUUAUGGGCCAUUUUUACUAGUAGUUCCUUUGUCAACAAUGACUUCCUGGCAAAGGGAGAUGUCUCAAUGGGCACCUGAUUUAAAUUUUGUUAUUUAUUUGGGUGAUGUCACUUCGCGUAAUGUUAUCAGAGAAUAUGAAUGGUGCUACCGAGGAUCGAAAAGACUAAAAUUUAAUGUCAUACUUACAACAUAUGAGAUAGUACUUAAAGACAAAGCACUGUUGGGUGCCUUAAAUUGGGCAGUGCUGUUAGUGGAUGAAGCUCAUCGAUUGAAAAAUGACGAUUCUCUUCUAUACAAAGCACUUUUCGAGUUUCACACCAAUUAUCGUUUGUUAAUCACUGGUACUCCACUACAAAAUAGCUUAAAAGAGUUGUGGGCUCUAUUACACUUCAUUAUGCCUAAUAAAUUUGUCUCGUGGGAAGAAUUCGAGAAACAACAUGAUAAUGCUGCGCAAAAAGGAUAUUCCAAACUACACAAACAAUUGGAGCCAUUUAUCCUACGUCGAGUCAAGAAGGACGUUGAAAAAUCUUUGCCUGCUAAAGUUGAACAAAUUUUACGGGUAGAGAUGACGUCCGUACAGAGACAGUACUAUAAAUGGAUAUUGACUAAAAAUUACGAAGCAUUAAGAAAAGGCAUGAAGGGAUCCAGUACAACAUUUUUGAACAUUGUAAUUGAAUUGAAAAAAUGUUGUAACCAUGCUUACCUUACGAAACCAAUUGAGGCCGAAAGGGAGAAAAGCAAUGAGGAUUAUUUGCAGCAACUAAUCCGUGGUUCUGGGAAAUUAGUACUUCUAGAUAAAUUAUUAGUGAGAUUGCGUGAUACGGGACACAGAGUAUUAAUAUUUAGUCAAAUGGUCAAAAUGUUGGACAUUCUUGGUGAAUAUCUGCAAAAGAGACAUUUCCCAUUCCAAAGAUUAGACGGCAGUAUAAAGGGAGAACUGAGGAAGCAGGCGCUGGAUCAUUUUAAUGCUGAGGGGUCGCAGGAUUUUUGUUUUCUGUUAUCGACGCGAGCCGGUGGUCUCGGCAUAAAUCUUGCCACCGCGGAUACUGUGAUAAUUUUCGAUUCCGACUGGAAUCCACAAAACGAUUUGCAGGCCCAGGCUAGAGCACACCGAAUAGGACAAAAGAAUAAGGUCAAUAUUUAUCGAUUGGUUACCAAAAAAUCAGUCGAGGAAGAAAUUGUCGAACGUGCAAAGCAGAAAAUGGUAUUGGACCAUUUAGUGAUACAGCGAAUGGAUACAACUGGACGGACAGUGUUGGAUAAGAAGAAUGCAGGGACCAAUAACAAUCCAUUUACCAAAGAAGAUUUAACUGCUAUCUUGAAAUUUGGCGCGGAGGAUUUGUUUAAAGAUGAAGAAGAUGGAGAUGAGGAGCCAGCAUGCGAUAUAGAUGAGAUCUUAAAAAGAGCCGAAACAAGAGACGAAGGUCCGACGACAGUUGGCGAUGAAUUGUUAUCCGCUUUUAAAGUCGCCAGUUUUAAACCUACUUUUGAGGAGGAUUUGGAACCUAUUAAUCAGUCGAAUGAUAACGACGAUGAAAGUAAAGAUUGGGCUGAAAUUAUUCCCGAAAACUUCCGGAAAAAAGUAGAAGAAGAAGAGAAAUCGAAGGAAAUGGAGGAUCUUUAUUUGCCACCAAGAAGUAGAAAAACGCUACAGCAACUCAAUCAGAGCGAAGGAAGAGGUAGAAAGCGCAAAAAAAUGCAGGAUGAUAGCGAAGAGGACGAGGAGACGGGUAGCGAGGCGGAAGGUAGUGACGAUGAAAGACCCAAGAAAAGAGGUAGACCGAGAGUUACACCGCGCGAAAAUGUCAAGAGUUUUACGGAUGCUGAGAUACGAAGAUUCAUCAAAAGUUACAAGAAGUUCCCGGCACCUUUAAAGCGAUUGGAAGAUAUCGCGGCUGAUGCUGAUUUACAAGAAAAACCAAUGUCAGAAUUGCGUUUCUUGGGCGAACAAUUAAAAUCUAGAUGUGACAUGUGCUUAGUGGAAUUUGAAAAUAUGGCGAAGGAGAACAAAGCUGGCGAGGAAGAAGGCAAGGGACCCGGUCGUAAAAGAGGACGGGGACCUACUUUCAAGAUGGGUGGUGUUAUGGUGAACGCAAAAUCAGUUUCGGCUGCGGUUAAAGAACUUGAGCCUUUGGAACAAGCUUUGCCAUCCGAUCCCGAGCAACGUGCCAAUUGGCACCUCGACAUUAAAUCGAAACCAGCAAAUUUUGAUUGCGAAUGGACGUCCGAAGAUGAUUCGAAAUUAUUAAGAGGUAUAUAUCAACAUGGUAUGGGUUCGUGGGAAGCGAUAAAAACGGAUGCUAGUUUGCAACUGAGCGAUAAGAUCUUUCCUAAUGGCAGUAAAGUACAACUUAAACGUGUGAACGCACGCGCAGAAUAUCUUCUAAAGAUUUUGAAGAAGCAAAUCGAUCUUAAGUUAGGAGUGCAGUUAUUCCAGACACGAAUAAGAAAACCAAGGAAGCCUAAAGAAAUAAAAACAGCAAUCACUAAAGAGAUUGUAGAAGAUAAUGAUACUUCUGGUGAUGAAACUAAAAAAUCAAAGUCCAAAAAUGACAAAUCUGGGAUUAAGAAAGAAGAAGAUAGUGUUGCAAAAAAAGACAUUAAGGAUGAAAUUGAUGAUUUAUCUGACGACAAGAAAAAGGAAAAGAAGAUUAAAAAGGAAAAGAAAGAGAAUAAGAAAGCGAAGAAAAAUAAACAAGCCGCAGGUCCUAUGCAUUUUACUGCGAAUAAUGAACCGCGAGCUGUUGAUGUAAUUGGUGAAUUGGAUCCUCCGAUAUUUGAUGAGUGUAAAGAGAAGAUGAGGCCAGUGAAAAAGGCGUUAAAGGCUUUAGAUAAACCAGAUAUGUCACAGCCCGAAGACGAGCGAGUCGCUCGUGCGCGUCGAUAUCUUUAUCAAAUUGGAAAUCAUAUCAAUACUUGUCUUACGGAAUACAAAAAUCCUGAACAAGUUAGCGAAUGGAAAAGUAAUCUCUGGUAUUUUGCUUCCAAAUUUACAAAUUUUAAAGCGAGAAAACUUUAUAAAAUGUUUAAGAAUUUGGUGAAGCAAGAUAGCGAUAAUAAUGGCGGUACUACAUCCAGUCCUGACAAAAAAGAGGAUGCUUCUAAUACUGCAAAGAAACAUAAUGAAAGAUCGUCUCACGAUAAACAACAGACAGACAGUGGUAACAAAGACAGUAGAACAACGAAACGUAAAAUUGAUGAUAUUGAAGAGAACUCAAAUAGCAGUACACAAAGUAAGAAACAGCUCCAGAAUAUUUCUGCCGUCAACAGCAGUAUCAGCAGCACAUCUACAGUUACUAUUGGUGCUAUUACUAUUACUCCUAUAACAUCAACGCCAAAUACCACAUCAAGUACUAACAGUGCAGAAACAUCACGACAUAAAGAACAAAAAGAGUCAAAGCAUAAAGAUAUGAAAAGAGAUAGGGAGCGUGACAGGGAUAGAGACAGAGGACACAACGACAGGGGUAUGGAUAGAAUGAGUGGAGGAAAGGAUGACAGGAUUAGAAGAGACAGUGGUUACAACAUGGGACAUUAUAGUGGCGGCAGGGAAGAUGAUCAUUGGUUAUCCAGGGAUGGAAGAGAUAUGAGAGACGGCAGAUUCGGAGAUCACAAACGGAGUGACCGUUUCGAUAUUUAUAGUCGAAUGUCUAGCGGUUAUCACAGAGAUAGAGACAGGGAUCGAGAUCGUGGUAUGCACAUGAACGACAAAAGGAGUGAUUAUUAUCGAUAUUCUUCGGGACCGCCGAGUUAUGGGUACAAUCCAGGUUAUGGUGGCAGCAGCGGAGGUGGUUAUCCUCCAUCGGAUAUUGCACCAGGUCAUUUCAGAAGCCGCGGAUAUCCAGGAGACAACUAUUCCAAUGAUUGGCGGCCGAACAAGGAUUAUAGACGAGAUUACGAUAGAAGGCCACCACCACCAAAUGCCAACUCCUAGUGCUUCUUUUCUCUUCGGUUGUGACACGAUAGUGGUAUCGUCUUGUGUAUAAUUGUGUAUAAUUUUGAAUAAAAGUUAUACGUGUCUUUACAUGUAAGAAGUGCUGAUAAA